This is a messenger RNA of Drosophila eugracilis, 3055 nucleotides long. RefSeq names its product A-kinase anchor protein 200 (gene Akap200). The record is from RefSeq and is a predicted model, not a curated record. NCBI's taxonomy places the organism in Eukaryota, Metazoa, Arthropoda, Insecta, Diptera, Drosophilidae.
UUUUAUUUGUGGAGCGCGCAACAAGAACGAGAAAAGAAACCGAAACGGAAAGCAGGCAAAAAGAGCUGCUGCCAGUGUAGAAUCGCAAAGUAAAGAAAGCAAGUGCGUGUGUUUUUAAACCGAAACCUAAAAUCGAGCCAGUUAACACUAGCGACUAAACGGAGGAUCAGCAAGAAAAAAUGGGUAAAGCUCAGAGCAAGCGUUCAAUCGAUAUCACCACCGAUCCCAAGAAGGUCGGCGAGGGUGAUGAGGUGGCCGGCAAGGUGGAGAAAAUUGAUGUGGACCAGAAGACGGACGCACCUGCGGUGAAUGGCGACGCUGCCACACCCAAAGAGGGUGGCGAUGAAGCGGCGGCGGGAGAUAAAAAGGAAACGGAGGAGCAUUCUGAGAACGACAAAGAUCUGACCACUGAAAAGAGUGCCGCAGUCGCCGAGGGUGGAGAUGCAGCUGUUGAAACUCCAAAGGGGGAAGAGGGUUCUCCCAAGGAGGGUGCUGCCGCUGCUGGCGAGGAUAUCACCCCACUGGCCGACGAAAGCAUCAAGUCCAAGUCGAAGAAAGACAAGGUUAAGAAGAAGUGGUCCUUCCGCAGCAUCUCCUUUGGCAAAAAGGACAAACAGAAACCGGCCAAAUCCGAGGAUGCUGUUUCCCCCACCUCUGGCACAACGUCGCCCACGACGGCAGAGGCAGAGACUGCUCCUGCUGCGGAUGCAGCUCCCGCUGAGCCAGCGGCCGCCACAAAUGGCGAGGCCGAUAAACCAGUUGAGACUGCCACUGCUGAUACCACCAGCGAGCCGGCGUCUAAGGAUGAGGCACAGCCCACCGAGAAUGGAUCAGCGACCGAGCAGGAGAAACAGGCCAACGGAGAAGCCGAGAAGGCGGCGCCAGCACCAGCCACAGUUGAGGAAGCGGCACCGCCCAAGCCCACCGAGGAACCAGCCACAGUCACUGCCACCGAAGAAGUUCCCGUAAAAGAGAGCCAGCCAGAGCCCGAAGUGGUUACCAAUGGACACGGAUCCGGAGAGGCGCUGACCAACGGAUCAAGUAAUGGACUGGCCGAAUCUCCUGUAGCCGAAACAGCACCAGCCGCUGGCAACAUUCCAAGCAACGUUGAUGACGAGCAGCCGCACCAGAAUGGCACCAAUGGCACUACCACGCCCCCGCCCACUCCCGUGGCCGUCGAGAUCGAGAAGGGACAGCAAAUUGAGGCCAGCAACGAAGUGAUUGAAGAAGCAGUGACCAACAGCCAGGCGGAGGAGGAAGUUGUGGCGGCUAUUAUCAAGGCGGUUAGCAGCGAACUUGAGCCCGAAACGGAGACUGAGGCGGAGGCAGAGGGAUUCGUGGUUGUUGCUCCUGUGGCCACAGAAGUCGAGGUCCCUGUUUCCAUUACCCUUGUUGCAUCCGUUCCUGAAGUUCCAGAAAUUGAAACUGAAUCUGUACCUCAGGCUCACGAAGUUAAAACUGAACAGGAGCCCGAAGUUUGCGAUGUUGUAACUGAGCAGGUACCUGAUGUUCCCCAAGUUGAAUCUGAGUCUGUUAUUGUGGAAGUAAGGAGCACCAGUCCGCCACCUCCAUUGCCCAAAUCUCCGCCUCCAUCUCGUGUCUCCGCUUUUGUCCUGUCCGAUGAGGUUAUCGAGGAGCAGGUCACCCCGAACACCCCUGAACUGAGCGAACCAAAUCGCGAUGAGAUCGAACAGCAGGCCAUCAACAUUGUGACUGAAAUCACCGAGCAGGCGGCAGAGAUUGUCACCGAAAAGGAGAAUCAAGAGGAAGAUGUCAAGGAGGAGUCUGUUCCUGAAGUAGUUCAGGAUGUUGCCUCUACAGUUGUAGUUGAUGAAGUUUCGCCAGUUCAAAGCGAAGAAGUAACGGUUUCAUCCCCAACGGCUGAUCUAGCUCCUACAAGCCCCGAUGUUCAGGAUGAUCUAGCCACAGGCAACGAUGAAGAAUCUGUUUCAGUUCCAGCUGUCAUUGAUCCUGCGGACGUAGUUUCCGCUGUUGUGGAUGAAGUAAAUGUUGCUGUAACGGAAUCUGUGAAUUCUGAAGUAAAGCAAGAAACCGCAAGCAUCAGCUCCAACUCCUCAGAGGAAGAGAAAGUUAAUGAGCAGGCGGUAACUGAAACUCAGGUAGAAGUCAUCCAAGAACUGCCGGAACCUAUUGUAGAAGUCUCCCAGCAAGAAACAUCCGAGGAACAAGUCAUUUCCGAAGAUGCGCAUAGCGAUAACGAUAAGGAGAACGAAAUCGACCUGGUUGGAAACAUCAUCAGCGAUCUAGAUGCCCCGAUCACCAAAGCAAGUGGCGAUCUCCUGGCUGAGUUGGAUGUGAGACCCGCGGAACUGGAUGGCGAGAGCAACAACAAGGUGGAUCUCGCCAAGGAUCUGAAGGAGAAGAAUGCCGCGGCAGACGUUACAACACAGGAACAACUGCCCGUUACAUGCGAAUAAUCCUACUCAUAAUUAUUAUAUAUAAUAUUACAUAUUAUUAAAAACAAAAAAACAACAAACGAUACAAGCAACAACAAAAGAACGCAACGUAAAACAACAAACAAUUACAAGAUAAACGAGAUAAAAACAAAACAAAAACAAAAAACAAGUAAAAAUACAUUUUUAAACAUUUACAUAUUUUAAAUACUUUUUGUACGAACUUCAUAUCCCUAAUCCAAGAUAUAUGCAAGCAAAAGUCCGAUUUACACGUGACACCACUAUCCACGCCACCACUAUAACCACACCCCACUCAAUCAAUCAAUCACCUACGCGCAGGCAUCAAUGAUUUUGCAUUGAAUUGCCUUUGAAUUCCAGAUCGGGGGGAUACCCUAUACCACAUCCAUCACCCAUAAAGCACACAUCCACCACCACAUACCACAUGCGCAUACAUACCAUUCUCAUAUUGAUGAUCUUGAUAGAAAAAAAAAACGAAUCAACAAAUCAUAUACGAUGAAAAGAUGAAAGUGAGGAGAAUUUUUUGAAUAAUUUCUACUAUACAUUUAACUGUAAGUUCGAAGAAAUUUGUAAAGAAUUUUUGGACGAAAUAUUGGAUAAAAUAUAUAUUAUAAAAUAUAAAA